UGGAUUUGUUGAAGCGAGAGACAAUGGGAAAGCAGUGGUGCUCAGCACUUGGGGAACGAUGCCUCACUCGGCUUGGAUUAUCGACUACGUCGAGCGAGAAGGGAAGCCACUGAUGCUUCUCCAAAGCUCGGCUUAUGGCCGCUACCUCGCCCACAGUGGAGUACUCGACAGCAAGACAGUCUCGGAGACAGCUAUGAUUGUUGAUUACUUUGAUCCGGAGCAGCAGGACGAACUGCUUUGGCAAGUCGAGAAGGAAAAAGGUAUGAAAGAUGGGGUCCGUCUCCUCAACGCGAGGUAUGGACCGUGGAACAUUCCCACGGAGGCAGAGACCGUCUGGAGACUGGAGACCAUCUUGGCUACACCUAGACCGCCACGUCCUCAGAGUUUGCUUGUCACGCCUCAGGAAUACCACGGGCUGCGCCACAUCUUGCACUUUCAGGCAAACGACGCAGGGGAGUUCGACUGGGGCGACAUGUUCUCAUUUUAUGGUAGUUCUCUGCUGAAGCUAAGGAGUGAGGUGGAGCAACAGCAGCAACUUCUGGCGGGGCUCCCUGGGCACCAUCAGCCUCAAGGCCCUAAGAACAACCCACUGUGUGUGCGGGCCGGAUCGUAUGGGCGGCUGACUCCUCUAGUCACCGACCUGCCUCACAGCGCUGAGCGUAUGGACAUCGUCGUCCUCACCAAUGGUUCACCAGCCGCUGACGCAUUGCGGUACUCAAAUCUGAAUGAAGAGUAGAGGUAUAGUAUAGGAGUGUCAAGGCACACCUUGCAAAAUGUUGAGUGAUUUUCUGUAUUUGGAUGAUCAUAUGUCGUUUACUUUUUACUAUGGAGUAUAUCUGUGAUAGAUCACAAAUAAUAUGAUAAUAAUAGUCAAUGUUGCUCUGUGAAUUGGAAUGCGUAGAAUAAUCUGACAGAAUAGCA
Messenger RNA from Sorghum bicolor (sorghum), 921 nucleotides. RefSeq lists its product as uncharacterized. Bases 59 to 736 code for a protein of 225 amino acids. Lineage: Eukaryota; Viridiplantae; Streptophyta; Magnoliopsida; Poales; Poaceae. The record is from RefSeq and is a predicted model, not a curated record. The transcript has 3 exons.